UUUCCCACAGCAACCGGUUUGUAUACAGUUUAACUGCGCUCAAAUAAUGAAGCCGUUAGAAACGUAGGUUGGCUGAAUUACUAACUGGUUGGCUCUGUAAAUCCCUGUUUGAGAUAAAUCUGUGGUUGACUUCGUCUUUAUUUUAUGUUAAUCUUGCUUUGCCAAUAAAAUGAAGCGGCCCAGGUAUUUUACACCGAGUGAGGUGUCCGUGCACUGCACAGUAGAAGACCUGUGGGUCUCUUACCUUGGGAAAGUUUACAACCUGACGCCUUUAGUCCAAGAACACAAAGGUGAUAUACUUCUGAAACCAAUUAUUGAAUGUGCUGGGAACGACAUCAGUCACUGGUUUGACCCGAAAACAAAAGAUAUUCGUACCCACAUCGAUCCAUUAUCGUGUUGUGUGAAAUACUUCACCCCUAGAGGGCGCUUUUUGCAUGUGCCCCCUCCCUGCCCUAGCACUGAUUGGGCUAAUGAUUUCGGAAGGCCGUGGUGGAGGGACAGCCGCUAUGAGGUGGGCCUGCUUUCUGCCAAGACCCGCUGGAUUCGCAUUAUCAACACCCUCACGUCCCAGGAGCAGAGCCUGGAGGUGUGUUCUGAGGAAACACUAGAUGAGAUCCUGCAGCGAUACCUGCGCUACAACUCCCAUGCGGCCAGCUACACCUGGAAGCAUGACGGUGUCAUUUUAGAUAUUAGUAAGACCCUAGAAGAAAAUGGCAUCCCAGAUGAAGAUGAGGAAUUCUACAAGUGUCGCAUGGAUUGUGACCUCUACACUCAGUCCAUAUGCCUGUACUUCAACGAUGACCUUACUGAACUUUGACCUGAUCGCAAUUUUACAUUAUAUGAACUUCUCAUUAUCCCCAUCAUAUGAUGUAACUGCAUUACAGUAAAGCAUUACAAGAGUG
Messenger RNA from Astyanax mexicanus (Mexican tetra), 902 nucleotides. RefSeq names its product cytochrome b5 domain-containing protein 1. The transcript is spliced from 4 exons. Lineage: Eukaryota; Metazoa; Chordata; Actinopteri; Characiformes; Acestrorhamphidae. The record is from RefSeq and is a predicted model, not a curated record. The coding region runs from base 170 to 817 and encodes 215 amino acids.